Glarea lozoyensis ATCC 20868 is the source of this 1380-nucleotide messenger RNA. RefSeq names its product C-terminal (heme d1) of cytochrome cd1-nitrite reductase. Lineage: Eukaryota; Fungi; Ascomycota; Leotiomycetes; Helotiales; Helotiaceae. The transcript has a single exon. Bases 1 to 1380 code for a protein of 459 amino acids. Gene Ontology annotation, molecular function: protein binding. The record is from RefSeq and is a predicted model, not a curated record.
AUGUGUGCUAGUCAAAUCUUUCAAGCACCAGCUCUACCAGGAGCGCAGCCUAUCGACGUUUCGGAUCGGAUUUACACAGCGGAUCAGACCUCUAACACCAUCACCGUCAUCAAGCCGUUCACCCAUGAAGUUCUGGGUACUAUUGCGUUGGGAAAACCUCGAAUGAGCGACAUACUCAAUCCACAAUAUCUUUCAGUCGUCAAUAGCCACGGUCUUGGGUUUUCCCCUGAUGGGCAAUACUUCAGCCAUAUUUCUACAACCACCAACACAGUCACCAUCAUCCGGACUCUUGAUAAUAGCAUCAUUUCUCAAACAACAGUCGACAGAGCAUCUCAUGAGUCAUUCUUUGCUCACGAUGGGAGAACCGUAUGGGUGGCCUGCCGAGGGACCAAGAAUGUCGUUCUUGUUGACGCACUGGAGGGAAAGAUAGUCGGUCGCAUCGAGACUGACUCUGGACCCAGCAAAGUACUAUUCAGUCCCGACGGACAAUAUGCUUAUGUAAACCAUAUUCAAAGCCCUGUCAUCAAAAUCAUCGAUGUCUCGAGUCAGAAAGUCAUCCAUGAAAUCUCAGGCUUGGCAGAUAAGUUUUCCUCAGAUAUGAUGAUAUCCGCAGAUGGUCUUCGCCUCUGGGCUGUUCACAAGAUGAUUGGACAAACAAGUGUCAUCGACUUGGAAAAACGAGCUAUUGUCACAUUUCUGGACACUGGCACAGAAAGCAACCAUCCAAAUUUUGCUGUUCUCGAUGGGAUAACCCAUACAUUUGUCACUGUUGCUGCGACGAACGAGACUCGAGUUUGGCGACAAGAUACUCCGGCUUUGGUUCCGGUCUUCGUUGGAUCUAUACCGUCGUCAGGGGUUCAGCCACAUGGUAUUUGGGGUAGCCCAGACAACACCCGGAUGUACACGGUGAAUGAACACAGUGAUACCGUGGACAUAAUCGACACAAGUUCAAUGGAGGUUGUCGACACGCUUCCUGUAGGCCAAGAGGGUCAAGCUUUAGUCUACGUUGCUAAUGCUGUCCCAUGGCCUGCCAAUGGGACAGAAUCUCUGGGAACUCAGGGCCUGGAAAAGAGUUGCGAAAAUCGUCUCAUAGAUGUUACAGGUUCGCCUGGAGGAACUGCCUUGUUCACUAUUCGUCAGAUAGAAGGUGUCGAUAUGUUACAAAUUGCGGGACGAUCGCUUGAGAUCAACCAAACGUAUGUGGCAACAGCUGUCUGUAACGCUUGUGGUGGCGAACGACUUAAGCUUGUGUCUUUUAAGGCGACGAUGCCCGUGCAAGGAAAUCCAGACUGUGCAGUCGCUCCGCAGGUUAUGAGUUUUCAGCCAUUUUUCGAGAAUUAUGAUCUUGAAAGCCUGGAUUUGUGGAAGGUUGAGGAGUAG